This is a messenger RNA of Etheostoma spectabile (orangethroat darter), 1148 nucleotides long. It is a transcript of the gene emp1a, whose product is annotated as epithelial membrane protein 1. The transcript is spliced from 5 exons. Gene Ontology annotation, cellular component: plasma membrane. Bases 154 to 636 code for a protein of 160 amino acids. NCBI's taxonomy places the organism in Eukaryota, Metazoa, Chordata, Actinopteri, Perciformes, Percidae. The record is from RefSeq and is a predicted model, not a curated record.
GGGCUUGGUGAAAGGAAAGCGAGGGAACUGGGAGCGAAAACAGUGUGAUGUGUGUGCUGUGAAUUCAAAGCUGGGUGGGUCUACACGGUUUCACAUUCCCAAAAACCUCCCGUUGCCGUGCGUUAAAGCACUUUCAGUUUUUAGAAAGCCACGAUGUUGAUGCUGGCUGGAAUCGUUGUUCUGCACAUUACCACCAUCAUCCUGCUUCUGGUGGCCGCCAUACAUAAUGCCUGGUGGGUCAAUGAUAGUUCUACAUUGUCAACUGACUUGUGGGGCAGGUGGGAGUUGACAAACUCAGCCUGGCAUUACACCAACCUGAAAAACUAUCCAGAGGAUUAUCUCCAGGCGGUGCAGGCCACUUCAGUGCUGGCCUGUAUUUUUGCCAUUCUGGCCUUGUUUGUGUUUGUGGCUCAGCUGUUCACCCUGCCCAAAGGCCAGAGGUUCACCUUCACCGGCAUUUUACAGCUGAUCGCCUGCCUGUGCAUAAUGAUAGCAGCCUCAAUCUACACAGCAGAGCUUCACACCAAUGAAACGGAGGGAGGAUAUGGACAAUCCUAUGUCCUGGCCUGGAUCUCUUUUGUCCUCACCUUCAUCUUAGCAAUCACCUACCUCAUCCUGCGAAAGAAGAGCGAGUGAGAGGAUAAAAGGAAUGAGGGCAUGCCUGGGAUCAUGUUCCCAGUUUGAAUUUGGGAAAUUAAAUAAUAGGAAAAGGAAGUGUUUAAAAAAUGAUGGAAAAGACUGUAGCUAGGAAAAUGUGUUUGUGUGUUUACAAGAGCCAUUUGUUUAUAUUUAGAAUUUCAUAAAUUGAAAUGGAAGUCAUACAUGCAGUCAUGAAGGGCUGAACUUAAUCAUUUUACUUGAUAGAUUUCUAUUUAAUUCAAGAGGUGUAGGGUAUUACUUCAUACUGUAAAGGAAUAGACAUUUUGAGAAAUAUACAUGCUUUCUUGAGUUGGAUGAGAGAAUAGAUGCCAGACAUAUCUGUGCAUAAGGUAUGAAGCUACUGCCAGCAGACAGUUAACUAGCAUAACGACUGGAAAUAGCUAGCCCCCCAAAAAAAAGUGUAAAAAUGACAAAAUGUGGUUUUGUGUUUUUUUUUCCUAAAGAAAAAUGAUUUCUUUAGGAAGCUACCAAAGUUGAUUAAGUAGGAG